This is a messenger RNA of Vitis vinifera (wine grape), 1701 nucleotides long. Its product is annotated as transcription factor SPEECHLESS. Gene Ontology annotation, cellular component: nucleus. The coding region runs from base 424 to 1440 and encodes 338 amino acids. NCBI's taxonomy places the organism in Eukaryota, Viridiplantae, Streptophyta, Magnoliopsida, Vitales, Vitaceae. The transcript has 3 exons. Gene Ontology annotation, molecular function: DNA-binding transcription factor activity; protein dimerization activity. The record is from RefSeq and is a predicted model, not a curated record. Gene Ontology annotation, biological process: positive regulation of DNA-templated transcription; guard cell differentiation; stomatal complex development.
CUCCACACUCACCUCUGCCUCUCCCCAUCUCUCUCUCUCUCUCUCUCUCUCCCGUUGUCUUGUUCCCUGUAACCACAGACACACACAGUGUCUGCUUCGCCUGUUCUGUCAAGCGUCUAACGGCUUCUUUUCUAUACUAAGGCCUAGAGCUUCUCUCUCUCAGUUUCCAUUCUCCUUAGGAUUCUAUGUUUUCCUUUCUCUUUCUAAUUUCACCUGUGAUUCGCCCAAGCAUCUAAAGGCGAAUCCGCUUUUCCGCAGGCCCAUCAAGUGACCUGAUGGUGAUAGUGUGGUCACUUUCACAGCGCUUUUAGCCUUUCUUUUCUUGAUUUAACAAACUUACACACCACCUCGUUCUCAUUCACAUCUGGGUCUUCUUCCGCUUUCGGCUAUUUUCCAUCUGGGUUUCCCAGGAUUGUUUCGGAUAUGGGCGAUAGUUUAUCCGACUUCUUUGAAGAGCCUGAGUUUGGUGGCGAAACCAGCUUGACUGGCGUAGCUUCCCCCGACGAUCUCGAUCUCUUCAGCAUUUUCGAGAGUCUGGAGGGUGUCUCCGAGGUUCCUCCAUUGGAGGAGACUGUGUUGGGCUCCAAAGAAGGUGAGGAAACAGCAAGAUUGGUCUCUCAAAAAUCUACUUCUUCCAGUGCUUUGCAGGAGUCCGAGACGGAGCUCGAAGCUUCCCCGAAGAGGAAGAGGCCCAAGCUCGCCGCACCCACUUCGUCCGAAGAGGGGAACCCAGAUGGACAACAGAGGGUGUCGCAUAUAACUGUGGAGAGGAACCGCAGAAAGCAAAUGAACGAGCAUUUAUCAGUGUUGAGGUCCCUUAUGCCUUGCUUCUAUGUCAAAAGAGGAGAUCAAGCAUCCAUAAUAGGCGGGGUGGUGGAUUACAUCAAGGAGUUGCAGCAAGUUCUACGGUCACUUGAAGCCAAGAAGCAAAGAAAAGUUUACAGUGAAGUUCUAAGCCCUAGGGUUGUUUCAAGUCCAAGGCCUCCGCCAAUCAGCCCUAGAAAGCCACCAUUAAGCCCUAGAAUAAGCUUACCCAUAAGCCCAAGAACCCCGCAACCAACCAGCCCUUACAAGCCUGUUAGGUUGCAGCAGGGUUACCUUUCCCCGACCAUAGCUCCUUCCCUCGAACCAUCUCCUUCUUCUUCAACCUCCUCCAAUGACAACGCCAACGAGCUCAUCGUAAAUUCAAAAUCAGCCAUUGCUGACGUAGAGGUGAAGUACUCCUGCCCAAACGUUGUUUUGAAGACAAAAUCUUCACGGAUUCCCGGCCAAGCAGUGAAAAUCAUUUCCGCUCUAGAGGACCUUUCGCUUGAAAUUCUCCAUGUUAGCAUCAGCUCAAUCGAUGAAACCAUGCUCAAUUCCUUCACUAUCAAGUUUGGAAUUGAAUGCCAACUUAGCGCCGAGGAACUCGCUCACCAAGUCCAGCAGACAUUCUGCUAAAUCUCUACUGAUAGGGGCUGCAUCAGAAUCAAUCAAAACCCUAACAAAACCUCCCUCAUCACUUUCUCUUUCUUUUUUCUCUCAGCUGCAAUAAUGAAGAAGAAUGUGUGGGAGGCAUUUACCUUAGUUUCUGUUUAACAUAUGUAAUUGUAGAUCAGGCAUUACUUGUACUAAUUUCCUAGUGUAACCCUUGUAAUUGAGCAUUAUUCUCAAGCUUUAUUACUAUCUAUGAAUUUAAUUUCCAUUCUCAAUUUAUGCUAA